Plectropomus leopardus (leopard coralgrouper) is the source of this 4155-nucleotide messenger RNA. RefSeq names its product sarcoplasmic/endoplasmic reticulum calcium ATPase 2. The record is from RefSeq and is a predicted model, not a curated record. Gene Ontology annotation, biological process: calcium ion transport. NCBI's taxonomy places the organism in Eukaryota, Metazoa, Chordata, Actinopteri, Perciformes, Serranidae. Gene Ontology annotation, molecular function: ATP binding; ATP hydrolysis activity; P-type calcium transporter activity. Gene Ontology annotation, cellular component: membrane.
CCAGGACAAGGAGUAAUAAUACCACUCUGUCUGUGUAAAAUAGUCAUUUAACUUAUUCGGAUAAUAAUUCGCCUUAAAAACGCCUUAUUUUUCAUUUUUUUGUUAACAAUCAACGUUUAUAGCACUCGGGAAUCAGAUACUGCUUCAGUGGAAAUAUGAUGAUUUUUCACUCAUGAGCGGCUGUCACAGUAUAACAAGCUAGAUAGCCUGUUGUGGAAACUAAUUUUUCAAGUAUAUUUUGCUUCUUUUGUUUCGUCGCUGUGUGCAAUUGAAUCCAAUGGUGCUGUGAUAAACACUGUUUGAGUAAAACUGUAGGGAUAGUGGACAGACGCCACACUCUGUGAUGGAUAAUGCUCAUACUAAGACGGUGGAGGAGGUUUUAGGCUUCUUCAGUGUAAAUGAGUCUACAGGUCUGAGCUGUGAGCAGCUGAAGAAGAACAGGGAGAGAUGGGGGCCCAACGAAUUGCCCGCUGAAGAAGGAAAGUCACUAUGGGAACUGGUCCUGGAACAAUUUGAGGAUCUGUUGGUUCGAAUCUUGCUGCUGGCUGCGUGUAUAUCCUUUACCUUGGCUUGGUUCGAAGAAGGGGAGGGCACAAUCACGGCCUUUGUUGAACCCUUCGUCAUCCUCCUCAUCCUCAUCGCCAAUGCUAUUGUAGGAGUAUGGCAGGAGCGCAAUGCAGAGAACGCCAUUGAGGCUCUGAAGGAGUACGAGCCAGAGAUGGGAAAGGUGUACCGACAGGACAAGAAGAGUGUCCAGAGAGUCAGAGCCCGAGACAUCGUUCCUGGAGACAUAGUGGAGGUCGCUGUUGGUGAUAAGGUCCCUGCUGACAUCAGGCUGACGUCCAUCCGUUCCACCACGCUGAGAGUGGACCAGUCCAUUCUGACAGGGGAGUCUGUGUCGGUGCUCAAACACACAGACCCUGUACCAGACCCCCGAGCCGUCAACCAGGACAAGAAGAACAUGCUCUUCUCUGGCACCAACAUUGCAGCGGGCCGUGCCAUCGGGGUUGUCGUGGCAACAGGGGUGCAGACAGAGAUUGGGAAAAUCCGAGAUGAGAUGGCCUCAACUGACCCAGAAAGGACCCCGCUGCAACAAAAACUAGACCAGUUUGGAGAACAGCUGUCUAAGGUCAUCAGUGUGAUCUGUGUGGCAGUGUGGGCCAUCAACGUGGGACACUUUAAUGAUCCGGUCCACGGAGGCAGCUGGCUGAGAGGAGCUGUUUACUAUUUCAAGAUCGCUGUUGCACUGGCUGUAGCCGCCAUACCUGAAGGUCUUCCAGCCGUCAUCACUACCUGCUUGGCACUGGGCACCAGGAGGAUGGCCAGGAAGAACGCCAUCGUCCGCAGCCUGCCAUCAGUGGAGACGCUGGGUUGCACCUCGGUUAUCUGCUCUGACAAGACGGGCACACUGACCACCAACCAGAUGUCAGUCUGCAGGAUGUUUGUAGUAGACAGUGUGUCGGGGGAUCGCUGCAGCCUGAACGAGUUUUCAGUGACUGGAUCUACUUACGCCCCUGAAGGGGAAGUUUAUAAGGACGGCUCAGUGGUGAAGUCCAGUCAGUAUGAAGGCCUGGUGGAGAUGGCCUCCAUCUGUGCGCUGUGCAAUGACUCAUCACUGGACUACAAUGAGGCAAAGGGUGUGUAUGAGAAGGUCGGGGAGGCGACAGAGACUGCCCUCUGCUGUCUGGUGGAGAAAAUGAAUGUGUUCGACACUGACCUGAGAGGACUGAGCCCUGCUGAGAGAGCUACAGCAUGUUGCUCAGUGAUUAAGCAGUUGAUGAGGAAGGAGCUGACGCUGGAGUUUUCCAGAGACAGGAAGUCCAUGUCUGUCUUCUGUUCAUCCAAUAAACUCACCAGGUCGGCCUCUGGAGCCAAGAUGUUUGUCAAGGGAGCUCCAGAGAGCGUGUUGGAGCGCUGCAACUAUAUCCGGAUCAGCGGUUCUGCUCGUGUGCCUUUGAGCCCGGCGGUUCGAGAGCAGCUCCUGUCCACUGUGCGGGAAUGGGGAUCGGGCCGAGACACGCUGCGUUGCCUCGCCAUGGCAACCAGGGACUCACCUCCUGACAUUAACUGUCUCAACCUGGAGAACUCAGCUGCCUUUGCUGACUAUGAGUCUGACCUGACCUUUGUGGGCUGUGUGGGCAUGUUGGACCCACCCAGGAAGGAGGUGCUUUGUGCAGUCCGCAUGUGUCGGCAGGCUGGCAUAAGAGUCAUCAUGAUCACAGGUGACAACAAAGGGACAGCGCUGUCUAUAUGUCGGAGGGUGGGCAUCAUCACAGAGCAGGAAGAGGAGCAGGAGGGCGCGGGGGUUAUCGGGGGCCUGACGGGGAGAGAGUUUGAUGAGCUGCCUCCUCACCUUCAGCGACAGGCCUGCAGGACGUGCCGAUGCUUCGCACGAGUGGAACCAGCACACAAGAGUCGUAUCGUGGAGUACCUGCAGAGCCUCAGUGACAUCACUGCCAUGACAGGUGACGGGGUGAAUGAUGCACCUGCAUUGAAGAAGGCGGAGAUCGGUAUUGCUAUGGGCAGCGGAACAGCAGUAGCCAAGUCUGCCUCUGAGAUGAUCCUGGCUGACGACAACUUCUCCACCAUCGUGGCUGCAGUGGAGGAGGGCAGAGCCAUUUACAACAACAUGAAACAAUUCAUCAGAUACCUGAUAUCGUCCAACAUCGGAGAGGUGGUCUGUAUUUUCCUAACGGCUGCACUGGGCAUGCCCGAAGCGCUGAUCCCAGUCCAGCUGCUAUGGGUCAACCUUGUUACCGACGGUUUCCCAGCAACAGCUCUGGGCUUCAACCCUCCAGACCUGGACAUCAUGUCCCGCCCUCCCCGCUCACCCAAAGAGCCUCUGAUCUCCAGCUGGUUGUUCUGUCGCUACCUCAUCAUCGGAUGUUAUGUGGGAGCUGCUACUGUAGGAGCUGCUGCCUGGUGGUUUAUGGCGGCCCACGACGGACCAAAACUUUCCUUCUAUCAACUGUCCCACUACCUGCAGUGCAGUGAGGGCCACGUUGAGUUUGCUGGUGUGCAGUGUUCGGUCUUUGAGUCUCCUUAUCCCAUGACUAUGGCUCUGUCUGUCCUGGUUACCAUAGAGAUGUGCAACGCCUUGAACAGUCUAUCGGAGAACCAGUCCCUGCUGAAAAUGCCUCCCUGGUCAAACCCCUGGCUGGUGGGCGCCAUCUGUCUGUCCAUGGCUCUGCACUUCCUUAUCCUAUAUGUCGACCCGCUGCCGGUAAUUUUCCAGAUACGUCCUCUGUCCUGGCCUCAGUGGGUGGUGGUGCUGAAGAUGUCACUUCCUGUCAUCUUGAUGGACGAGGCUCUUAAAUUCCUGGCCCGCAACUACAUCGAGCCAGGGAGCCAGAUCCAGUCACUGGAAGAGGAGGAGGAGCUGCGGAGGACAGGGGCUAGCACAGGAUUAGCGGGCGCCAUUAUGACGAGGCUGCGCCAGUCACUGAAGGGCGUGUCCUGGUCGUUCGUCCUGAUCUCUGCGCCACUUGUGAUCUGGAUCUUCAGCCUGGACUCUGACAUCACCAACAUCUUCUGGGAGUGAUGGCAGACAGAGAGGACAGGUGGACUGUGGGGGAAAGACGAAAAUGUGAAGGAGGACUGUUGGAAAGAAACACAGAGGACUGGGAAGAGGCGAGGUGAGAGAGACACAAGCAGAGAUGAUAAAUACUUUGCUGUGAUACAGGAAUGUAAGAGAAUCAGAGUGAAAUAUUUAACCAACAGACAAUCAGAAACAAAAAGAAAGAAAGACCAUUUCUUCCUCAACACUAAAAGGUGCUAUGUGUAGCAUUUCAUUUGCAUCCUUGAGCUUACUGAGGUUGUACUAGUGUGAUUUGGAUUGAGGGAGGUCAGUGUUGGUCGGUUUGUCAUUUCUGCCCAGAGUAAAACACGAUCUCCAAAGCUGCACUUCGAUGUUACAUAGCAUGCUCACCUUUGCUAACCUGCAUUCUAAUCUCCUUAGCAUCAGCAUGCUAGCAUGCUAUGAUCUGUUUUGUGUUGUUAGCGCUCAGAAGAGGGACACAAUGUGUCGGCUCGAUGUACGUCAUGAGCCCGGGACAGAACAGCAUCAUCAAAUAAUGAUUAUUUCUACUAGCACGUGAGGAAAAAAGUAAUGCCUGCACAUUUAGUCCAUGUCAUACAACUUUAACGAAGAUAACU